This is a messenger RNA of Neurospora tetrasperma FGSC 2508, 1866 nucleotides long. RefSeq lists its product as uncharacterized. NCBI's taxonomy places the organism in Eukaryota, Fungi, Ascomycota, Sordariomycetes, Sordariales, Sordariaceae. Bases 1 to 1866 code for a protein of 621 amino acids. The record is from RefSeq and is a predicted model, not a curated record. The transcript has 3 exons.
AUGUACCCAGGUAGCCCGGAUAUUGUUGUCUCCGUCGACCUGGGCACAACAUAUACGGGCGUGGCAUGGAUGACCCCCAAGACCCCCAUCCAAGUGAUCAGUGACUGGCCCGGUAGCGGUGACCGAGGCGAACGCAAGGUGCCAACGACGCUGGUCUACAACGCCAACGGCACUCUCUCGUCAUGGGGUUUCAUGUGUGCCGACGACGAGCUUGAAGCUGGGGUUCCUGGUGGCGCGAAACAACGCCGGGAAUUCUUCAAAAUCUUCAUGGACGCGGAUACGCUAGCAGACGCGCAGCAGCAAGGCCUCACCAGCGCACCGCAAAGUGUCUACGAAGCGCAACAGUUCGUGACCGACUUUCUCCAGCAGGUCUAUGUCCACGUCAGGGAGUCCAUCGAGACGCAGAUUGGACGACGUGGGAUAGGAAACGGCUGGACAGACCUGGCAGUCGAGUUCCUGUUUAGCGUUCCCACCACCUGGACGAGUCAAAGUAUCGUCAACUCAUUUAAGAAGGUGAUCAGAGAGGCAGGGUUUGGGGUUGAAGGCCCGAAGCACUCUGCCCAGGUCGACCUGACCGAAGCCGAGGCGGCGGCUGUGGCCACGCUCAAAACGAGUGCCGUUAGCUUCAGCAUGGGGAGUGUCUUUCUCACUGUUGAUGCCGGUGGCGGAACAACGGAUUUGGCUCUGAUGCAGGUUACCUCCUUGAAUAUGGCAGUCCCGCAGAUGGCUUCCUUGCAUGCCGUCAACGGUGUAGGGAUAGGAGCUACACUGAUCGACCGGUUGUUUAUGCGCUUGGUACAACGGAGGCUGGAAGCCUGUUCGGAUGCUGCGGCUCAUAUACCUCCUGAUUUGCCCUUGCGCCUGGCGAGAAGCCACCAGUUUCGGACAGUGAAGCACAAGUUUGGCGAAAGGGCAUACAUGCAAGAGCUGUUCAGAAUUCCAAUCGAAGGGUUGGCUUAUAACUUUAGCCACGCCGGGCUGGGGAUUGAGAACGGGAGGAUGGUUUUCACGCUUCAAGAAAUGCAAUCAUUGUUUGACCCCCAAAUUGAGGGCAUCGUGAACCGAAUCAUGGGCGAGCUAGAAUGGCUCAGAACCAUGGGACACUUGCACCAGGUUCAAUACAUGGUCCUUUCGGGCGGACUGGGCAGCUCAGCUUACGUCCGUGACCAGCUCCAGCAGCGGUUCCUCGUCCACCAACAUCCCAACGCGAGCGACCAAGUGGCAGUCAUCCCAUGCAAUGACCCUCAGUUGGUGGUGGUGAGAGGCCUUCUCCUUGACCGGCAACAGAGAUGGGAAUCGGGAGGAGCCACCUCGGUGUUGUCAACCCGCAUUGCUCGAGCAAGUUACGGCGUCAUUGUCCAGCAGAUUUAUGUGCCCGCCAUGCAUUACAACGAAGACGUCCGCCCCGACCCAUUUGAGCCGGGCAAGAGAUGGGCUUUGAACCAAAUCCAGUGGCUCAUCAAAAAGGGCGACCAAGUAAACCCCAACGCGUUCUUGGUGAAAUCCUUUCAGAUCCGGCUUGCCGAAACGGAGACGACCAGGGCAUGGAAUUCUCAAAUCGUCGUCUCCCACAAUGCUCCGUCACAGUUACCCAGUAGCAUGAAGCAAGAUGGAGCGUAUAAGCUUUGCGAGGUGAAAAGCAAUCUGAACGGAGUCCAGCAAGACCAGCUUGUCAAAGUCAACAAGAGAGGAACUUGCUGGUCACGCGGGGUCACUUUCUACAUCUGUCAAUUUGAUGUCAGAGUGAUUGUAGCGCCGGCUGAUUUGAGGUUCGAACUGUGGUUUGGUGGCCAGAAGUUCUCGGGUAACCACGAACCUAUAUCUGUCGACUGGGAUCAAGGAGGGUCCAAGGUGAAAGGGAUGUGA